AUGCUGUCGCAGCUCUUGCUGGUUCUUGUUCCGGCCAUCACGCUGGUGUGCGGCCAGUCGGUCGUCACCAUCGACCCUAACACGGUCCCUCUGGCGACUAGACAGUCCUGGUGCCUCUCCCAAACCUCAUCGUGUCCACUUCUCUGCCUGCAAAUGCCCGGUGUCUCCUCAGCUCCGCUGGCCAACAACUGCUCUGCUCAAACUCUCGACUACUACUGCGUCUGCAGCAACAAUCUCUCCCCCAACGCGUCGCAGUACUCCGAGACGAUCCCCUACUUCGUCUGCACCGAACACAACAACCAGUGCGUGAAUGCCUGCAACUCCGGUGACUCUAUCUGCCAGUCCGACUGCCGGACUCAGAACCUGUGUGGCGCACAGUCUCCGACUCGUGUCAAUGUCACUACUGCUACCACAACCCACGCUACUAGCGCCUCCUCGGCCUUCGUGUCCAAUACCAUGAUAGGCGAGGCUACUGGUGCUGCUCCCAAGCUGGUUUCAGUGGAGAUGGGCCAUGUUUAUGGGCUUUGUGUUUUGGUUGCGGGGUUCAUUGCUGGGUUUACGGCUCUUUUGUGA
Penicillium riverlandense is the source of this 573-nucleotide messenger RNA. RefSeq lists its product as uncharacterized. The record is from RefSeq and is a predicted model, not a curated record. Lineage: Eukaryota; Fungi; Ascomycota; Eurotiomycetes; Eurotiales; Aspergillaceae. The transcript has 3 exons. The coding region runs from base 1 to 573 and encodes 190 amino acids.